AUGACGGCCAUGAAAGCCCCAGAAGUUGGAGAAUCCUCCACCAGUGCCGCAAAAAAGAUAUUGAAAGCUAAUACCAACGGAGUUACGAAUUAUGAAUUACCAUGGGUUGAAAAAUAUCGACCAGUGUUCCUCGAUGAUAUAGUAGGAAACACAGAGACGAUAGAACGAUUAAAAAUUAUAGCUAAAGAUGGAAACAUGCCGCAUGUUAUUAUUUCUGGUAUGCCAGGUAUUGGAAAGACGACGAGUGUGUUGUGUCUGGCUAGGCAGCUGCUAGGAGAUUCAUACAAGGAGGCAGUAUUGGAGUUGAAUGCUAGUGACGAGCGAGGUAUCGAUGUUGUACGUAACCGCAUAAAAGGAUUUGCGCAAAAGAAAGUCACACUCCCCGCCGGUCGCCAUAAACUCGUUAUCCUCGAUGAAGCAGAUAGUAUGACAUCUGGAGCCCAACAAGCCUUACGUCGUACAAUGGAGAUAUACAGUUCGACUACACGAUUUGCAUUUGCGUGCAAUCAAUCGAAUAAGAUUAUUGAGCCUUUACAAUCCAGAUGUGCCAUUUUACGAUAUGCGAGAUUGACGGAUGCGCAAGUGGUCAAACGAUUGUUACAGAUUAUUGAGGCGGAGAAAGUAGAAUAUAGUGAGGAUGGGCUGGCUGCAUUGGUUUUCAGUGCAGAGGGGGAUAUGCGACAGGCUAUCAAUAAUCUACAGUCGACUUUUGCGGGAUUUGAAUUCAUUAAUGGAGAUAAUGUGUUCAAGGUUGUGGACUCGCCUCAUCCGAUCAAAGUACAAGCUAUGAUUAAGGCAUGCUACGAGGGGAAAAUCGAUUCUGCAUUGGAGAUAUUGAAUGAGUUGUGGAACUUGGGAUACUCGAGCCACGAUAUUAUCAGCACGAUGUUCAGGGUUACGAAGACGGUCAAUACCUUGAGUGAGCAUUCUAAGCUGGAGUUCAUCAAGGAAAUUGGAUUCACCCAUAUGAAGAUUCUGGAGGGAGUUCAAACACUGCUGCAGUUGAGUGGUUGCAUUGCAAGACUUUGCAAGUUGAAUAUGGAUCCGAGACAGUUCGUUACUAAAUAA
Molecule: messenger RNA, 1068 nt
Organism: Sclerotinia borealis F-4128
Lineage: Eukaryota; Fungi; Ascomycota; Leotiomycetes; Helotiales; Sclerotiniaceae
Source: the annotation of a GenBank genome assembly